AUGUCCCAACCUAAUCACAUGAGCACCUAUUGCAAUCAAAGCGAGUUCACUAGAACCAGCUUUUAUGGUUCAAACCGUGACACCAUCCUCGCCACUCUCCGCGACCGUUCCUCCCUCGGAACCUAUUCCAACGCCACGACCGGUCUUAGCCCAAACACAGUCUAUGGUAUGUUCCUAUGCAGAGGAGACGUCAACACAACAUCUUGUUCAGAUUGUGUCUAUACCGCAACGCAAGAAAUCGCUAAAAACUGCACUUAUCAAAAAGAAGCUUUCGUAUUCUACUACGAAUGUAUGGUUCGAUACUCGGAAUUUUCUUUCUUCACACUCGUAGAGGACAUACCGUACGUGGCUAGUUACUCUCUGAUCCGUUCUUUGGAGUCUUUGCACUUUUUCAAUCAAACACUGCCUGGAAAAAUAGACGAGCUUAUCGUCAAAGCAUCGUCUUCGUCAUCGCCGGUUCCAUAUUUUGUGGAGGAUCAAGAACGUGUGACUCAAUCCGAAGGUUCGUAUGAGUUAGAAGGAAUGGUCCAGUGUGCUCCUGAUCUUGAUCCUUUAAAUUGCACCGUGUGCUUAAGACUUGCGGUCCAAGAUUUCUUCCAUUGUUGCAGCCAAUCUCGCUGGGCUCAGAUCUUCUUUCCUAAAUGUCUCGUCAAGUAUAACAUCUCUGUUUUGCAACCAAACGUACCAAGUCUUGGAGUUACAAAACGUGAGUCAUAG
Molecule: messenger RNA, 717 nt
Organism: Arabis nemorensis
Lineage: Eukaryota; Viridiplantae; Streptophyta; Magnoliopsida; Brassicales; Brassicaceae
Source: the annotation of a GenBank genome assembly